AUGGAUUCUAGACUAAUCAGACCAUCAACACCUAAAAAGCCUUUUGAUCCCACAUUAUUAAGAUAAUCAGCAAAGAAACCAUUCCAAUUAAGAACCUAGCAACCAAACAUACUAGUUAUUGAAAACUACUAUUUAAAAACUUGA
Paramecium primaurelia is the source of this 144-nucleotide messenger RNA. The record is from the annotation of a GenBank genome assembly. Lineage: Eukaryota; Ciliophora; Oligohymenophorea; Peniculida; Parameciidae.